Messenger RNA from Aspergillus saccharolyticus JOP 1030-1, 1203 nucleotides. Its product is annotated as zinc-binding alcohol dehydrogenase family protein. Bases 1 to 1128 code for a protein of 375 amino acids. The transcript is spliced from 3 exons. Gene Ontology annotation, molecular function: oxidoreductase activity, acting on NAD(P)H. The record is from RefSeq and is a predicted model, not a curated record. NCBI's taxonomy places the organism in Eukaryota, Fungi, Ascomycota, Eurotiomycetes, Eurotiales, Aspergillaceae.
AUGAAGCAAAUCAUCAACCUCCCCGGCCCCAGCUGCAAGCUGAUCGACUCGCCAAUCCCCGCCAUCAACGAUGACCAGGUGCUGAUUCGCGUGGUGGUGUCCGGGUCGAACCCCAAGGACUGGAAGAUGCCUGAGCUGGUGAGCUCCGACGACUCGAUGUUCGGGGAGCGCUACGCGCACCUCAAGGACGGGGUGAACCAGGGCGAUGAUAUCGCCGGGGUGGUGGAGAAGGUUGGCCGGAAUGUGUAUGAAUUCAAGCCCGGAGACCGCGUGGGCGCCUUCCACGAGAUGAUGGAACCCGGUGGUUCGUACGCCGAGUACGCGGUGGCCUGGGCGCAUACGACCUUCCAUCUGCCGGAGAAGGUGUCUUUUGAGGAAGCAGCCACCAUCCCCCUUGCAGCCCUAACCGCCGUCGUCUCACUCUACCACCACCAUCGCCUACCCCUCCCCUGGACUCCUCCCCCUCCCCCUACUGCUGCUGAUGCUCCAAGCUCGAAGCAACAUCGCAUCCCCCUCCUCAUCUACGGCGGCAGCACCGCCGUCGGCGCCUUCGCCAUAAAACUCGCCCGCGCCAGCAACAUCCACCCGAUCAUCGCCGUCGCCGGCGCGGGCGCUGGCUACAUCUCCCGCUUCCUGGACGCCAGCAAAGGCGAUGCGAUUGUGGAUUACCGAGAGGGUGCGACGGCGACGAUCCAGGGGGUGAAGGAUGCGCUCGCCCGCCGUCCCGCCGCCGCCGCCGCAGCAGCAGCAGCAGACCCCCCGCUCAUGCAUGUCCUCGACACGAUCGUCACCGAAACCAGCUCCGAAGUCAUUCGUAACGUGAUCCACCCCGGCGGCCAGGUGAAUUACGUCCUGCCCUGUCCGUACGAUAUCUCCCCCGGAGUCAAGACGAAUACCUGGGUGAGUAGUGCGCAUCAGAUCGGGGGGGACGAGGAUGCGCGCGAUCUGUGCUUUGUUUUCUGUCGCUGGUUUGGGCGCGCCUUGGCCACGGGGGCGUUUGAGGGCCAUCCGUUUCAGGUGCGCGAGAAGGGGUUGUUGGGGGUCGAGGGGGCGAUGCGCGAUUUGAAAGAUAAUAAAGCAAGUGCGGUGAAAUAUGUCUUUCGUGUGGGAGAGACGCCGGGGUUGUAGUGGGGAGAAUGUUUGUGGUUGGGUUUGUUUAGAGAUAGACUUGCGGAAUUGCAGCUUUCAAAGAAUGUAUUAAUG